AAAAAAAAAACACUCUACACUUCACAGAGGAAACUUGCUGUAAUGGAACAUAUGGAAUAGUUGCAACUAUAAUUGUUUGCUUCAGUUGAAAAAUAAACAAAAUUUGAGGAAAAACAUGAAAAAACGCCUACUAUCACAUAACAAAUAUAUUGUUUUGCGUCCAAAACUGAUAAAUAAAACAGAAUAAACUGCACCAAACUCACAUUUCUUGUUGAAAUAAUGCAAAACAAGACCUUUAUCAACAAAUGAUAUGAUUUGUAUACGAUAAAGACUGAGUCCAUGCACAUGUUUGCAGUAUGCGUCACUAUUAGCGCUGGUCAUUCAGACAGACUCUGCGGGUCAUUAUCAUUACACAAACAUUGUGAAACGCUCUUCUCGUGCACGCAGAAUGGAAGGCCAUUUCCGUACAGUGGGGCUCUCUUUGAAAUUCCACCCCUCCGCCUUUGUUGUGCACAGCGAGGGGCGGGAAGACAAACAGGUCCACAUGUAUAAAGAGAUCAUCCCGGGACAGAGAGAGGACAGGAGUCUCCUUCCACUGAGCACCGCGCUGGGAAACGCAAGGACAACUGGGAUUCAACGGGACUUUGGACUUUGUCACUCUGUCAGUUUCUUGUUGUCAGUAAAGGAUUCUUGUUUUUUUAUCAUCUGAGGGGAGAAUCAUGCAUUUGUUGCCGUCAGCGCGCCGCUUCUUGGCUCUGUACCUCACGCUGUUUGGAUACUUUGGAGACGUUUACGCGGGGACAGUGCUGAUGAACUCCAACGCCAUCAAAAACCUCCCCGGAGCUCCAGCCGGCAAAGGCACCAACACUGUCAGCCCGAGUCCGCGCACCUCACCCUCCUCCGUUGCCGCGGGACACAAACCUCCCGCAGACACUUUGCAGCAGCCGGGUGUGUGCACUGAUGACGAAGACUGCGGAGGUGAUGAAUUCUGCAAUGACGCCCGCGGCGCCUGUCUGCCGUGCCGUAAGAGCCGGAAGCGUUGCGCACGGGACUCCAUGUGUUGCGCAGGAAACCGCUGCAGCAAUGGUGUUUGUCAGGCAAAUGAUGUCGACUUCACAGAUGCAUCUGUUAUCACUGAGUGGCACAAACACAACAACACCAUGGAGCAUCAAGCAAAGAAGCCCCCCACUGCACACGGCCAUCAGCCUCAUGCUGUGAAAGGUCAGGAGGGUGACAAUUGCCUGCGAUCCUCCGACUGCUCCGAGGGCCUGUGCUGUGCCAGACACUUCUGGUCUCGCAUCUGUAAGCCCGUGCUGACGGAGGGCCAGGUGUGCACGCGCCACCGCAGGAAAGGCAACCACGGCCUGGAGCUGUUCCAGCGCUGCGACUGCGGCGAAGGCUUGGCCUGCAGACAAGAGAGAGGAGGAGAGCGAGAGCACAGUGUCAGCAGGACUGCAGCCCGGAACCUACACACCUGUCAGAGACGCUGACACAGAAGCACACACACACAUCCUGGGUCAAACACUUUGCACACACACCAAAGAUGCUGACACACACACACACACACACACUCAGACACCCAACACCUAAGACAUUCUUUCCUGCCAAAGUUGCUAACUCAAAUACAGCACCAGCGGAAGGAGAGACAUGAUUCCUGGAAAAGUGAUACACCCAGAGGGACGCAACAGUGCGAACGUGGACUGAUCCGAUUCCCCCGACUGCACGAGACGAGGGGUCGGAAGUUAGGAAGUGACAUUUCAGAAGUCUUUGGAAUAUUGAUUCAUGUCAUUGUUAAUGGCAGAGCAGUUUUGUUUCUCUUUUUAUGGAACUUCGAGCCUCAGUUAUUGCAGUAAAUUACUGUAUUGUGUAAAUAUUAUCCUGGAGGUGGCACUUAAGUGAGCUAUUGGAUUCUGUCAACACCAGUAUUAUAAAGACGUGGUGCUGCAUGCAUUGUAAAUGUGUUAUAUAUAUUGUUUUAUAAGAAAAUGUUAUAUAUAAAGAAAAUUGGAUUAUAUUUGUUUUAUUAAACCUCAUGUGAUAACCUUA
Molecule: messenger RNA, 1986 nt
Organism: Solea solea (common sole)
Lineage: Eukaryota; Metazoa; Chordata; Actinopteri; Pleuronectiformes; Soleidae
Product: dickkopf-related protein 1-like
Exons: 4
Coding region: 660-1430 (256 amino acids)
Biological process (GO): multicellular organism development; negative regulation of canonical Wnt signaling pathway
Cellular component (GO): extracellular region
Molecular function (GO): receptor antagonist activity; co-receptor binding
Source: RefSeq, a predicted model, not a curated record